CAACACCGAUGAGACAUUUACAAUUUUACGCGAAAGUGUCGUGUGGCAAGUUUAUACAGAAGUUGAACAAGUUAAAAUAUUUACUGAAUUCUAAAAUAAAGAAUUAUCCCGAUGUCCGAACAUGUAUUGCCGGCCGAAGAGCCGAUACGCUUUAUAGCCCCGAUUAUUCAAGAUAAUCCUACAGGAUGGGGACCUUGUGAAAUGCCGGAGCAAUUUAGGGACAUGCCCUAUCAACCAUUCAGCAAAGGCGACCGACUAGGAAAGAUUAGUGACUGGACUAUGGUACAAGACAAAAAGUAUCAAAAUAAGUACGCUUCACAGUUUGGCCCUGGUUCUUCUUACGCUUACUUCCAUGAUGAGGAUGAGAGUACUUUCCAUUUGGUUGAUACAACCAGAGUUCAGAAGCCACCAUAUCAACGCGGGCGAGGCCGUGGUCAGAGAGGUCGUGGUGCCAGAGGCGCUCGCACACCUGGAGGCAUGACUACAUUGAACAAGCAACGAGAUCGCAAGCUUGGUAAGAGAUGGGGUCAGCGUGGUGCCCCAAUGAAGAUCCGAGAUGCAUCUGUCACUGUUAGACCCACAUGGGUCACAAUCGAGGAUAUGGACUUCCCUCGUCUUGCUAAGCUCUCGUUGCCAGGAAUUAAGGAAGGUGAAGAUAUUGUAUGCUCCGGUACACUGGAGUACUAUGACAAGGGAUAUGAUCGUGUUAAUGUCAAACAUGAGAAGCCAUUGCAGCGUAUUGACCGUAUCUUCCAUACGGUGACAACUACAGAUGACCCAGUGAUCAGACGUCUCAGUAAGACUAUGGGGACGGUGUACGCGACCGACGCCAUAUUGGCAACUAUUAUGUGCUGCACGCGAUCCAACUACUCUUGGGAUAUUGUAAUCGAAAAAAUCGGUGAUAAGUUGUUCUUGGACAAGCGCGACAACACUGAGUUCGAUUUGCUGACUGUGAACGAGACUUCAAUAGAGCCGCCCGCGGACGAUGGCAACUCUAUCAACUCUCCUCGCAACCUCGCUUUGGAAGCUACAUUCAUUAACCACAACUUCAGCCAACAGGUGUUGAAAUCUGGAGCUACUGAGGCAAAGUACAAGUUCCCGGAGGCCAAUCCGUUUGUAUCAGAGGAGGAGGAGGGCGAAGUCGCCUCCGUCGGCUACCGCUACCGCAAGUGGAACUUGAAUAAUGGUGUUGUGCUGAUAGCGCGGUGCGAGCACGACGCGGUGCUGCAGGGCCCGCAGAACGAGUUCGCGGCGCAGAUCAACCUCUCCAUGGACAACGCCUGGGGCAUACUGCGCUGCAUCAUCGACAUCUGCAUGAAGCAGAAGGACGGUAAAUACUUGAUAAUGAAGGACCCCAACAAGCCGCUGAUCCGUCUGUACGACAUCCCGGACAACACGUUCGAGUCGGACGCGUCCGAGGAGAGCGGCGACGAGCCCGCCGACACGCCCUUCGCGCCGCUCUACGCGUACGGCUCCAACAAGCGGAUCUAGACCUCUUUUGUAUAUCGUCUAAACUAUAUGUAUUACAAAUUUGUAUUCAGAAUAAAGAUUUUCGGUCACACA
Messenger RNA from Papilio polytes (common Mormon), 1563 nucleotides. It is a transcript of the gene eIF3d1, whose product is annotated as eukaryotic translation initiation factor 3 subunit D. Gene Ontology annotation, cellular component: eukaryotic translation initiation factor 3 complex; cytoplasm. The transcript has 10 exons. The record is from RefSeq and is a predicted model, not a curated record. Gene Ontology annotation, molecular function: translation initiation factor activity. Gene Ontology annotation, biological process: translational initiation. The coding region runs from base 112 to 1491 and encodes 459 amino acids. NCBI's taxonomy places the organism in Eukaryota, Metazoa, Arthropoda, Insecta, Lepidoptera, Papilionidae.